Molecule: messenger RNA, 3012 nt
Organism: Brienomyrus brachyistius
Lineage: Eukaryota; Metazoa; Chordata; Actinopteri; Osteoglossiformes; Mormyridae
Product: H2.0-like homeobox protein
Exons: 4
Coding region: 755-1723 (322 amino acids)
Biological process (GO): regulation of DNA-templated transcription
Molecular function (GO): sequence-specific DNA binding; DNA-binding transcription factor activity, RNA polymerase II-specific
Source: RefSeq, a predicted model, not a curated record
UUUCCCCUCAAAAGUAAAACAGCUUAAAUGUAUACAUUUCAAGCAUGAAGACGGACUUGCGUCAAUGCGCAACUUUCGGGGUGAGACAUUGAAAAAGGGAAGUUAUAGCAGUUUUGAUACAGGCUGCACUUUGUUCAGACUACAUAAGGGCUGCGUUCCUGCUGCACAGUAACGCGAGCAGUCAUAUCCGCCUAGUUGCAUUUGGCAUCCAUCAAAAACAGGAUGACCUACAAUUAAUAGGAAGAGUAGCUGUUCGUUGGGAAUAUUUCACACAUCUUGAGAAGCAAAUGCGGGAAAUACACAUUAUAAGUGUUCUGAUUGGAAGCAAUACUUAGCUGUUAUUGGAGUUUCUUAAAGAGAGUUGGUCAACUGUAUGACUUUUCAGCUAGCUUGCAUUUUGAAAUGUUAUGUAGGUAUCUUAAUUGUUUAGUCUACGUGUUUAUACAAAUGGGUUUCGCAGCACCCGUGGAUUAGGGGAACUGCCUUACUGCAUAUAUUUUUUUUAAUUCCUGAAACCAUUUUCCUUCGCUUAUUUAAAAUUCAGCCACUGGAAAUAUCCUUACGGACACGAACUGUACGAAUUUAUCCUCGGAGCCUAACCAAUCAUCUGUAGAAACGCAACUUCUGCUUAAGAGUAUUUGGACCAGCUGCUGAAGUUUUCAAGCUGUGUAAAGACUUCUCAUCUUUAAGAAGAGAAAACAGCCUACACCUUAAAUAUGAAAGUAUAAGUGCAUAUCAAUCUAAUACCGAGUACAUGUACGCGAGAAUGAUGUAUGGACAUACAGCGGAGACGAAUAAUUUUUGUGCGUCCGAUUUUAAUUUUUUGUCUUCGUGCUACUCCAGUAAAUUGUUUUUCGACUCAAGAAAAAAAUGCCAACUUUCCUUCGCCGACACUCCGCUUAUCCCAGGAUAUUCUGCAGGUACGGCACUUUUCGCAUGUCGUGGUCCGCUUCAAUCUUCGGGAUCUCCGCUUCGCUGCGCUACGGCUAAUACGGAACCUUUAAAUGCCAGGACUUGGGCAAACCAGGCGUACCUAAAUUACCUGUACGGGAUGGAGCGUGACCCGACACCCCCUCAGCCAUCUGCUGCACAGUCCACAAGCCUUAAGUUUGGGAUCGAUCGGAUACUGUCCACCGAUUUUGACAUAAAGGCAAAAGAAGCCUCCACUUUCAGAGAUCUCGUAUCCAAUGUUAGCAGAGAAGGUUUUUCGGGACUCAAUUGCUACGUGCAGUCUGCGACAGAGCGAUACUACUCUUCUUUAGAUACCCGUAACGCUUCCUCUGCGCCGAGCUCAGACGGCGACGCGGCAAGAGAAAUAGCGCAGCAUCAGAUUCAAGAAGGGUAUCCAGGUCCGUACGCAGUCCUCGCAAAGGAUGCGGCGCCUCAGACGAAUAGAAGAAAAAGGUCGUGGUCGAGGGCAGUGUUUUCCAAUCUGCAGAGAAUGGGAUUGGAGAAACGAUUCGAGGUCCAAAAGUAUGUUACUAAACCAGACAGAAAACAACUCGCAGCGAUGUUAGGUUUAACGGAUGCCCAGGUUAAAGUAUGGUUCCAGAAUAGGAGGAUGAAAUGGCGACACUCGAAGGAAGCCCAGACGAAGAAAAACAAAGCACAGCAGACUAAUUGCUUGAUAACUGGCAGCCUGGAAGCUAUUCAGACGCAUCACGAAUCCGGUUGUGAGAGUGAAGGGACCGAAUCUGAAUUCGAUGAUGGUCAGCAAGGGUGAGGGCAACGCUUCAGCCAACAAUUUAACGUCAGGACCUGAUCUGAGUGACGAUGAACACAGGGGAACUGCAUUGCUGCUUUUUCUCCGGCAUUUUAAAGAAAACAUUUGGAUUAAGCCUACUAAUGUUGUCAUUUGUGAAUGAGACAGCAUUAACAUUCACAUACCAAACACCCGAACUAUUGAAAGAGUCUCACUAAGUACAACCGACUUGCCAAGCUUUGCUUUUCUAACAACUUCUGUAGCUUAUUCACUUUUCAACAGCCUGCUUGUAAUGAUUCCGUUUUUGUAAUGAUUUUUAUUUAUAUCCUUAAACAACAGUUUGGCAGGCAUUAUCGUUUGUAGACUAUACUAUAGUUUGAUUUGUGGAAUGUAUUACAUAUCUUCGUUGCAUUUUUAUACCCAGAAACGUGCAGAAAAUGUAAGCGUCAUCAUCCAAUUUGUAUUCAUCAAAGAGAGGCUCCUUUAACAUUAAAAUGGUUGUACUGUUGUCAUGGGUAACUUCUCAUCUGUACCGAUAGGAUCUUCCUAAAAUGCUUAACAUGAAAAAGAAUAACGUGCCUUAAUGUCCCGAAGCAACAGUUUAGGAAAGACAAAUUUCUCGCACACGUCAGUGGUCAUAAACACGGUUUACGCAUGAAACUAUGAUCCUAAGAAGAAAAAAUUAAAUUAGCAAAUGGAUGUACAGUAGAAAGCCUGCAACACUCAAAAACAAACACCUCAAGGACGUAAGAGGGUAUAUAUAUAACCAGUUUUUGUGGAGACAUAAUUUAUUUUAAAUAUGGUAGUAUUAUAUAAGGCAAAACAUUAGAGAAUAAUACAAAGUUGAAUAGCUCCUCCCCCCAAAAAAACACCUAAUUGAAAAUGUAAGGCUUUUAUAAAAUAAGUUUGACAGACUCAUUUGAGACAAAAUUCGUUUGAGAGAAUUUUUUUUUCUUUUUAAGUUUCUGUUUACCUACAUAAGCCAUGUUAUAUCAUUUCUUUAUAAAGGGCUUGUAUACGUGGUGGGUGAAUAUUGCAAUUUAUGUUUCAUUUUAUAAUACAUAUCUUUGGAUUUUAAUUUUAAGAUGUUGUUUUGGUGAAUUAAAUCACGUUAAGGUUUCCCUGUACCGUUUUGCUAUACUUCUACGUAUUUAGUGAAAUUUCUUUAUCGGUUGUAAUGAAAUAAACACAAAAUCAAUGCUGAUAAGUUAUGCCAGUAAAAUACGCACCAUUGGCAAAUACAUGCUAUAGAACACACAUGAAUUGUAACCUUUCACUGUAAACUGUUUUCGAUUAAAGCUUGAAAUAGA